GGAAAGAAAAAAAUGAAAAGCAAAAAGUAGUGGCCAAAAAUUAACAGAAAACCUUUCGGGAAGCUCGUGCGAUAUUCUGACCGAGAUUGCGCUUAAUAUAUAAACGUGAAAAACACAUAAAUAUCGGCUAAUCGAGAUGGGAAUGAAGAUGCCAAAAUCAAUGCGCUAAUGAGCCGCCCGUUAAAAGGAGAGCAUAAACAGCAAACAAAACAACAACCAAAAACAAAAAGCAAAAAACGCCAACUAAAAGAAACAACGCAAUUGCAAUAACUGUAAACAAAUCUGAUAACACGAAAAACAAAAAUAAAAACACACACACACACACAAAUAAAAAUAAAAACAAAAAAGAUUCCUAAGCAAUGUUGAGAAGACGGCGAUGCAAAAAGCAUUGAGAAAAGUGUAAACUUUAGCAGUAAAUGAUGUUUGGCAACAUGUUGCUAGGCCUUGGCCUCAUCGUCAUGUUGCUAACGACGAUCGCCCCUUCGGCCGAUGGAUACAAGGAAUGCACCAGCAUCGACAUACGCAAUGAAUGCAGCAAAAUGAAACUCCUGGACAACUGUACUGUCGUCACGGGAUUCGUGAUGAUCGCCCUUAUGCCCAGUCAUCCGAAUCAAUGCAACUACUCAGAGUUUACGUUUCCCGAUCUGAUAGAAAUCACCGAAUAUAUGAUCCUUACGGAUGUCCGCGGUAUGGUGAGCAUUGGUAAAAUGUUUCCCCAUCUCACUGUCAUCCGGGGUCGUCGCUUGUUUCUCAACUACGCUCUGGGAGUGACCAGUAUGCCGGAUCUCCAAUUGUUGGAGUUCCCCUCUCUGGUGGCCAUUCAACGGGGACAUGUCUACAUCGGAACCUGCCCCAAGCUCUGUCAACUGGAGCGUGUCAAUUGGGAUCGCCUCACUCUAAGCACGGGUCAGAAUCACAUUAUAGUCGGCGACAAUAAUUGUACGCAGCGCAGCAUCUGCAAGGGCUGUGAUUCCGGAUAUUGUUGGUCAAAUUUCUAUUGUCAGCGUUUUGAGAACGAUAAUGUGGCACAUAUCAAAAAUAAUGCGAACAACUGUCACGAGGAGUGCCUGGGCGGCUGCCAUCAAAACGAGACGGCUUCGAAAUGUCAAGCUUGUCGAGGAAUUAGCGAUGGCGAUGUAUGUGUUCCCAAAUGUCCAGAAGGAAAAUAUUUUCUGGAGCAGUAUCAAAGAUGUUACAAUCGAUCGCAGUGUAUUAACGAUCAUGAACAUUAUAUCUAUGGGUCGGAAUGUGUUGCCUUUUGUCCCAGUGGCUUUCGGGCUAAUAACAAAUCGGAGUGUACGGCCUGCGAUGAGCAAGAUCCUUGCAUAAGUGUUUGCUCACCGGAGCCGGCAAACGAUACGAUCAAUGUAUCCAAUCUAGCCGAUGCCGACGAGCUACGUGGCUGUCAGGUCGUCAAUGGAAGCCUCACCAUAACUAUACGAAAUCAGGUGAAUGAGUCGCAGUUGGCUCACAGUCUGUCCAGCAUACGGGAGAUACGUGGCUACCUCAAGAUCUAUCGAUCUUCGCAGUUGAGUAAUCUUAAAUUUCUGAAUAACUUGGAAGUUAUCAAUGGAAACCCGUUGGAACAUAGCCAUUACUCUCUCAUAGUUUACGACAAUAAGCAAUUGUCCGAGCUUUGGCAUCCAGUCAGGCAGUUGCAGUUAAAAGAAGGCGGCAUGUUCAUACAUCGCAACAAUAAGUUGUGCAACAAGGCGGUUCAGGAUUUUCAACUCUCAGCGAAUCAUGACAAGGCCCUAGAUUCAACGCAGACCAAUGAUCAGGAGGUAUUAUGCAGUCCAGCCAAAUUACAACUAUCCGUGCAAAUUCGGACUCAUCGUACGGUGGAGUUGAUUUGGCAAAAGUCUGAGACUAGUGUGAAAGUCGAGGUGAUAUAUCGGACAGUACCGAAAGGACACCUAUAUCACGAUCACAGUGAAUUAGAAGCGCCUGUAUGCACACGAAUAAAUUGGGAACGUCGUAUACUCUUUCCCGAUAAUCUAAUUGAUUUCAAUGAAACGCAUUACAAAUACAAGCUGGAGGGACUGCAACCGGACACACGGUAUGUGUGCCUGCUGCGCACCUUUGGCGGCGAUGUGAAGCACGAGGCACGCAGUGACUUGACUUAUGUGCUAACAGAACCGGAUAUACCACAGCCGCCAAAAGUGGAGCUGAUACAGAAAACCGAUAGCUCUCUGACGGUGCGUUUGCGGGGUCAUGACCAGAAUCAUGACCAUUAUGUUCUAACAGUGUUCGAAUUGCCCGAUGAUACGGUGUACUUGGAUUCCCGGAACUAUUGUCAUCAUCCGUCAUAUCGGUGGCAAGACAUGCAGGACGGCAACCAAUGGCGGGAAAGUGCGUUCCAAGAUUACGACUACGACGACUGUUGUGCGCACAAAGAGGAAAUGGCCGAUGAUCGUCGCUUUAAAGAUGAAAUGAGGGAUCAAUAUCGCUGCAGUUUGGAUCAAAACCAAAAUUGCCAUGACUUAGAGCCGGAGACAAGUCCAAUGCAGCAAAUUCGUCUCUUGGCCAACACCAGUCAAUACGAGCUGAACCACCUAAACCGCUAUAGCCUCUACUCUCUGGAGUUGCAGGCUUGUAAUGGUUUGGGUUGCAGCAGUCCAACCAUUUUGAAUGACCGCACCAACUACACUAUGGGAGCCGAUAUGCCGACCGAGUUGAGUGCCUGCUAUGUAGGUCAUUCGAAAACCUUGAUAAUGCGCUUCAAGGAGCCACAGCUUCCUAAUGCCAUGAUCGUGUACUAUGUCAUACACUAUCGGAAGAACUUGUCUGACAAGGGGCCUGAAACCCAAAUCAGCUGCCUGACACGGAAGGAGCACGCGUUGGCCAAAUUUGUGCAUGUGGCCAUGCUGAAUAUAACAUUCGACGAAUUUGCCGUGCGUGUCCAUUCCCUGGCCGGAGAGGUGGCUAUAACUCCCUUUAAGCCCAUCACCACAUGCACCAGUGAGGAGCUCAUAACGCCAGCGGGAGAGAUUCAACAGGAUGCACACCUUGCCACAGUUAUGGGCUCAGAGCAUGGGCAUGGAGUAAGCAUAUUUCUGAUCUGCUUUUUCUUUGGAUGCUCUCUAUCCCUACUUUGGGUUAUGUAUAAACGUCGGUGUUGGCGCAAAUUGCCAGGAUUGCGUCGAUAUGUUCCGGUUAGGGAGCAAUGGCUGCGAGAGCGGCAACAAACCGAGGAUCGGGAGAUUCUCGUCGAUGGCUUCGAAACGGUGCGCUUUCAGAACAAUAACAACAGUCACAAUAGCAGUCACAUUGCAGAUGAAUACCAAAUGUGAAUAAAAAGCAAAUAAAACAAAUAUUGGCUUA
Drosophila willistoni is the source of this 3324-nucleotide messenger RNA. Its product is annotated as insulin receptor. The transcript has 7 exons. Lineage: Eukaryota; Metazoa; Arthropoda; Insecta; Diptera; Drosophilidae. Bases 417 to 3293 code for a protein of 958 amino acids. The record is from RefSeq and is a predicted model, not a curated record. Gene Ontology annotation, molecular function: protein binding.